AUGGCUGUCUGCUCAUCUAUUAUAGCAUUGACUGCUGGCCUUGUCGCAUUCGCACAGUCUCAAUCGAUUCAGUCCCGUGCAACUGUCGAUCUCUCCAACGUGAAAACCUCGUUGACGCUGGUCUACCAGAAUAACCUCAACGCGUCCGACGACAAGAACCACGUUGGAGCGCUUCUUCUCGAUCCGUCCUCCCAAGCAAGUGCUGCGGCUGCGUGCGCUUCUGUGAAUGAGAAACUACUCCCGAAAUCAAUACUCCAAAAGCAUCAAUCGGACUUCGUCCACGCGCUUUCCUAUCAGGACUUCGAGGAACACUUCGACGCGGCAACUGGCUUCUACAUCGAUAAUGGGAUCGUGUCCAUCGGACGCCAACUAAACUUUGUGUCCUCAUCAACACAUUCUCCGAGGAAGCUUCCAAUCCUUUGCACUCAGUCAGCCAACAAUGGCUCGUCGAACGCUGGUCCAGUCAAUGGAAGCCAGAUUGCAGUAGCCUCCGGGAGCAAUACUUUCCUUGGCUAUCGCAAUCAGAAAUCGUUCAGGUUUUUGGGUAUCCCGUAUGCCGAUAACCCUCAACGUUGGACGUACUCCUCGCUCUAUUCGAAAAAGGGCCAGACGAUCCAGGCUACCGCGUACGGCUCACAAUGUGCGCAAGGAAGUUUUGGAAGCGAGGACUGUCUAUUCCUGAACAUUCAGACCCCAUAUAUUCCCAGGGCUGGCUCGAGGAGAAAUUUGCGCCCGGUCAUGUUCUGGAUUCAUGGUGGUGGCUUUACGGGAGGCACAGGCGCGGACCCAGGAACGGACGGCGGCAACCUUGCGAGCAAAGAAGAUAUUGUGGUUGUCUCGAUCAAUUACCGUUUGUCAACUCUGGGAUUUCUUGCUAUCCCUGGGACCGACAUAGCUGGCAACUUCGGGAUUGCUGAUCAGAUCGUGGCUCUUGACUGGGUGCGUGCUAACAUCGCUUCCUUUGGCGGCGACCCCAAGCAGAUCACUAUCAUUGGUGAAUCCGCCGGAGCUGGCUCAGUGCGGACACUGUUAGGCUCUCCACAAGCAAUCGGCAAGUACCAAGGUGCGGUUGCAAUGUCCAACUUAGGAGGCGGCGUAACACUGGGCCUCAAUGGUGACUACGGAACGACAUAUUCGACGUACUACACCGUGGCACAAUCGUAUGCGGUGGCGGGCGAACAGAUUUUUUCUGCUGCAGGUUGCAGCAAUAGCGAUCUCUCGGCCGAGAUUGCAUGCCUCAAACAAGUCGACGCACUGAAGCUCGUAUCGUUUCCCACGGUAGCCCGAUACGUGGUUCAAGAUGGCAAGUACGUCAACACGCCCAAGUUGAUCCUCGCAACGCGCAAUGCUAGCACUGCGCAUAUACCUACAAUAUGGGGCGUCACGCGCAACGACGGGGCCUCCUUCUCUACAUACCCGAAAACCCCCAUUUCGAAUCACUCACAAGGUCUUCAAGUUGCGCUAGGCAUCAAUUCGACAUGGGCACGGAAGAUCAUCGACUCCAAACUCUUUCCUUUCUUCAGCACCGGAAACCUCACAUUAGACUCAUUCAAUGUCUCGCAGCGGGUGGCAACAGACAAAACGUUCCGCUGCAUCGACCAAGCCACUGUCUACGCUGGCAGCUCGACCGGUGCUUUCAAGAAGGCUUAUUUCUACCAGAUGGAACGCACCAUUGGCGGAUAUGACCCCAACAACCUCGGUGGUCCCGCCAAUGAUAAUCCGAACAACCCUUACUUCCGAUUCCACGGUUCAGAUUUGCCGUUCGUCUUUGGUACCUUGUCCACGAUUCGCGAGCCUGCAGAUUUGUACUACACGCAGUUGACAACCAGCUAUUUCGCGAGCUUCGUCAAGACGGGCGAUCCAAACCCAGAUCCGGAGUAUUUGAGAGUCAGAGGAUAUGGCAAGGUAGUUGAUGCGGUAAGAAGGACAGGAAGUUGGGAUGAGGUGACAAGUAACGGAAGGGAAAUACGGUUGUUGGAUUAUCCUAGCAGAAGUGCGCCCUUUGUGGAUGUCGAACAAUGCAAGUGGCUUGGCUAUGGCCUAGACUACUAUCUCAAGGGCGGGAUAUGA
Molecule: messenger RNA, 2070 nt
Organism: Didymosphaeria variabile
Lineage: Eukaryota; Fungi; Ascomycota; Dothideomycetes; Pleosporales; Didymosphaeriaceae
Exons: 1
Coding region: 1-2070 (689 amino acids)
Molecular function (GO): cholinesterase activity
Source: RefSeq, a predicted model, not a curated record